Messenger RNA from Drosophila nasuta, 1110 nucleotides. Its product is annotated as queuosine 5'-phosphate N-glycosylase/hydrolase. The transcript is spliced from 3 exons. NCBI's taxonomy places the organism in Eukaryota, Metazoa, Arthropoda, Insecta, Diptera, Drosophilidae. The record is from RefSeq and is a predicted model, not a curated record. The coding region runs from base 5 to 1069 and encodes 354 amino acids.
CGAUAUGAGAGGAGCCAGUCUAAUUAAACGAACACUUUCCAAGAUAAGCAAAAUGAGCACCACUCUAAAUCCCCGAGAAUCCGGCGAGCACAUUGUGCGCCAUGCGAAAUAUUUAAAAGUAUUGCCCUCCGGCAUUGAGCGUCUUGUUGAAGAGAUUGUUAGUGGCGUUCUUGAUAAGCGCAUUGCUGUGGCCAAUUUCUCACAGCAUGAGCUUCAUCCGUCGCCCAAUGAUGAUUAUGCCGCCAAUUGGAUUUUCAUUGUGGACACCCUCAACUUUUGCUUCUGGACGCCACAUAACUACACCAAGUACAAGGUGAAUGGAUACACCGGCUACUUUGCCCUGUGCGCAGCUAUAAAUCGCGCCAUGAAGGAUGGCUUGGAUAUAACGAAUCCCGAGUUUUAUGCUAAAAUCGACUUGGCAACGCUGGAGAAGAUCUUUCGUCCGGAUGAUGCUACCACACAGAUUCCCUUGCUAGAGAAGCGUUUGGAGUGCCUUCAUCAGGUGGGCGAGUGUCUGCUGACCAAGUGGCAGGGACGCUUUGAGAAUGUGGUGAAGGAAGCCAACAAUUCAGCCGUAAAGUUGCUGCAACUCAUUGUGGAUGAGUUUCCCUGUUUCAGGGAUCAAGCUGAAUUUGCUGGCGAACGUGUUUCGAUUUUGAAGCGUGCUCAAAUCCUUGUCGGUGACUUGUGGUCAUGUUAUUGUGGCGAAGGACUUGGAUACUUCGAGGACAUCGAAAAAGUAACCAUGUUUGCGGAUUAUCGCGUUCCUCAGGUCUUAGUGCACUUUGGCAGUUUGGAGUACACACCAGAAUUGCUGGAACUGCUUAAGAAGGAUACCAUACUGCAGAACGGCGAUGCCAUGGAGGUUGAAAUAAGAGGCGCCUCCAUUUACAUCAUCGAAGAAGUCAAGGAUGCUGUGCUGACUAUCCUUAAGGAAAAACAUCCAGAGGUGGACACACGGAGUGUGAAUUCCAUUUUAAUUGAUCAGUAUCUUUGGGAUUACAGACGUGAGCACGCCGCCGAAUUGGAGUAUAUUCCAUUCCACAAGGUGCUGAGCAUCUAUUACUAAUGAACAUGCCAAGCAUGAAUAAAGUUUGAAUACUCAAAUUA